Molecule: messenger RNA, 2010 nt
Organism: Aspergillus ochraceoroseus IBT 24754
Lineage: Eukaryota; Fungi; Ascomycota; Eurotiomycetes; Eurotiales; Aspergillaceae
Product: Zn(II)2Cys6 transcription factor
Exons: 2
Biological process (GO): regulation of DNA-templated transcription
Molecular function (GO): DNA-binding transcription factor activity, RNA polymerase II-specific; zinc ion binding
Source: RefSeq, a predicted model, not a curated record
GAAUGCGCCAAAAGUAAACGCCGAUGCAGCAAGGACAACAUCCCCUGCUCGAGGUGUCGGCAGCUGAAUCUCAGAUGCACGAGGGAGACUGUGCAGCUGCGCCGUCAUACCGUCCGCCAUGGGGAUGAGAUCAAAUUCCUAAGCUCGCUGCAGCAGCAGCAGCAGCAGCAGCAGCAGCAGCAGCUAGCGCAGAUAGUAUUGAAUGUAAAGGGCCGGAUCACGCAGCUGCAAACCGGGAGCGAUGCUCCUCCCCGGGAGGUGCCACCGUCGGAUUCAAUCUCGCAUUUGAUGCCACCAGACCAUGACAAAAGCUGUGCCCCCGAGACGACAGAUGCGUUGUUGUGUCUGACUGCCAUUGAACAUCUAGCCUGGGGCCGGAACUCGGCUGGAUGCUUUCCACAUCUCCGGUGUGGGUGUCAAUACAGCCGGAGCAGUCCGAAUGGAAGCCAGGCUCUGAUCGACAGCCAGAAACUGCCGUUUCUCGGACCUGUGCAUGUGCUGCAGGCCCUGAAUGUCUCCUUUGUCGACGCCUCGACUGCAGAGGCGCUUGUCAGGAUCCAUCUGUCCCAUCUAGCCUGGCACCAUGACUGUCUCCACACUCCGACCUUUCUCGAGCAGUGCGGGGUGUUCUGGGAAACAGGCCGGUGCGAUCAUCCUUUGUGGAUGGCGCUUUACUUUUCCGUCCUGAGCUCGACGGUAUUUUCGAUGCGGAAUAGCAACAAGAAGGCGAGGGCUGCCGUCGAUCUCGACCUGGACACGGUACCGUCGGCGGAAGAAUUCUUCAAGUCCAUGCUGCAUGUUCUUUACACCUGCCAUUUUUUAUACGAUUUAUCGGUGUAUUCCGUGCAGGCCGUGGUCAUCUCCACCGAGGUUGCGCAUAACUUCGGCCUGAGCCAGCUGAACGCUACUCUCUUCAAUGCGGCGGUUCGCAUUGCCGAAUGCCUGGGUCUCCACCGGAUCAACGACGCUGCCCCAGACACGCAAGAAGAAUGGAUCGAGAGGGUCCAACGCGAAGUCGGAAAGCGGGUUUGGUGCCAGCUGGUCAUCCAAGACAACUUCGCCAUUUCCUUCACCGACACCUACAGCAUCUCCCCCACGCAGUACUCCACGGGCCCGCCGUUGAACGCCGACGACUCCGACCUGGUAGAACGGCCCCCCUCCGUCCCGACGGUGAGCACGUACGUGCGGGUGCUCCGGGAAAUCGCCGUGCUCAUGCCAUCGCUCGUCGACGGUCUAGGCUCCAUGAGCCAGCCCAAGCCACUCCGCGAACAAUACGCGCACGUGCUGCGUCUUGAUCGCCAGCUGCGGUCCGCAGUCAAGGAGAUCCCGCCGUUUCUUCUGCGUCCGGAUAGGGACCAGGAAGCCCGGUUCCCGUGGCUGGGCAUUGCGCGGCGCAGUCUGGCAAUCACCGCCGCCGAAAAGAUCAUCAUGAUCCACCGACCGUUUCUGUUCCGCUCGUUCAAUUCCCGCUCCUCCUCCUCCUCCUCCCCCUCCUACCAGUACACCCGACGCACCUGUGUAGCCGCCGCCGUGACCAUCCUGCGCGAGCACGAGACAAUCUGCAACGAGGGCGACUUCUUCAUCUGGACCCAUUCCGCCUUUUGCAUCACCGCGGCGAUCAUCCUCUGCUUUGAGGUGAGCGCUGCCGCCGCAGACACGCCGCCUUCGACGGGCAAGGAGGACGACGACUACCGAGCCGCGAUCCUCGCCGCCCGCAGCCGACUCGCCGCGCAAAAGAGUGACGUUCUCGCCCAGCGCGGGGUGGCGCUGAUCGACACGAUCUUCUCGUCAGAGGCGCGCCACCCGGAACUCGACUUUGAUCGCAUUUCCGCCGACUUUCUCAGACUCAAUCGGCUCAAUGCAGCGCCGCUCUUCAUGGGUGUCUCGGACGCCACGAGCGCGGAGCUUGUCUACAGUAGUAGUACCAGUAGUCCGGAUAGCCUGCCCGUGGAUGUUGAUUUUGAACCCUGGUUUCAUGAUAUUUUCUCUCACCUGGACGACCAGACAUGA